GCGCGGGCGCCAGCUGGGUGCAGAAGUGCGGCCACUCGUCGGAGGUUGAGGACGGGUGGGAUGCUUACAAAAAGGCGAACGGCAUUACAGUGGACGGCUGCGCAAAGUCUGGGCCCGCCAGUUACAGCAAGCGCUACGAGCAGUACUUGAAUGAUAAGUUUCGCAACGUAUUUGACGGAUGGGAGGAUUACGACGCCCACAAAUCUUUCAAGAAUAAGAUGCAAAAGAAAGACAAGAACAGCUUGGACGUUUGGGGUGACUAUGUUUCGUGGGUCGAACAGAAGGUUGAUUUCCUGCGUCGGGAGCUGAAUGCCUACAGGACUGUUUGCACGAGCAACCACAUGGUGAACACCGUGAUGAAGAAGAAGGACUACCUCACCAUGUUUAUGCAGAAGCUCGUGGUCAUGGAGGGGCUGAAAUUCACGAUGCCGCACGAGAAGUCGUCUGCCGAGGCCGCCAACUAUCCGUGGCUGCUGUCAGAUGACCAGUCGCACAGGCGAGUCUCGUGGAUGGAUUGCCCCAUGGGCACGUCUGUGACGUUCAAGAAGGCCAAGAACGAGGCUGCCAAGAAGGCAGAGGCCGCUGCAAAGAAGAAAGCAAAGGAAGAGCAGGCGUAUCAGAAGAAAGUCGAAGCGGCGAUUGCCGCUGGAAAGCAACCGUCAAAGAAGAAAGCCAGGACGUCCAACCCUGAGGACGGCACCAUCCCGCUCGAGGAAGUCAAGGCCGAGGUCGACGGUCGUAUGGCAACGGCGCUCGACUUCAUAGCGGCCAGCGUGUUUGGGCCGCUUAAGAUGGUUCCCGAGGACAAGAUUGACGUGCCCACCGUGCGCCGAGGGCUCCGCCUUUCUUUGCAGUUCCUGUGGGCCAAGACCGUUACCAUCAAUGGCGAGACCUUCGGUGCGUGGUCGAAGGUUCGCAAAGUCAUCCGAGCCGAGAUGAUCAAGGGCCACGUCGCCCAGCUGUGCGAUUCCGACGAGCAGGCUCGCAAAAUCCGCGACGAUGCUGAGGCAGAGCGCAAGGGUGCCGGGGGGGCCGAGGGCGGCGCGGAUAAUGUUCCGUGGUCGGAGCAGCUCGCGAACAGGCUUGUCGCCCAGCUGGCUGCCGAUGACGACGCAGAUGAUGGUGAGACGGGGCGUGCCGGCGGCGCGGGCGCCCUCGCAGAGUUCGAGGCGAAGCCCGAGUUCAUCCAGCAGAUGUGGGAGUUGAAGAAGCAGAUCACCGACCAGCCGCGCGCGAGGUUUCAGCCCAUCUACGUUGCUGAGAGCACCAAUGUCGGCAAGGUGCUCGUUGCCCGCUGUGCGAGGGGAGAUGCUGUUACGUUGCACGACGUCCUGGCCGUUAUCUGCCUCAGCAUGUUCCGGGUUGGGUUCAAUAAAGAGUACGCUUGUUGGGGGCGCGCCAUCCUCGCGGCCAUCGCAGACAGUGCAGCAGCUACAGCGACGGCGCCAUUGGUCAUCGAAGACGUCAGUUCGGGAGUUUUGCAGGACGCUGAUGCUGUUGACAAGUUCUUUUCCAUGAGGUCCAAGUUGGUAGUGGCUCUGCUCGAGUCUUGCGCGUGCGGCGAGCACGGCUUCAUCGAGACGGACUACUCCCUUGCUAUGCCAGCCUUGCGUUCUCUUGAUUUGAAAGACCAGGUGGCCGACUUCGACUUGCGCGUUGGUGCGUGUGGCGACCAGGCGUUCUGGGUUGACGCUUGGCAUUGUCUACUCCAAGCGAGCUUGGAUGGUAAAGUCAAGGAGUUCCUCGCCGCAGUUCGGGAUGACAACGGCUUGCAGUCCCAGGAUGCGCUGUGGCCAAUUGCCACCCGCUUCAAGUUGGUCACCCCACCAGUGCAGGCCAAGUCGUCAGGCGUGCCGGAGACCACAGAGGGCGCCCCGACCCCGACGUCCGAGACGGCCGCUGACGCCCCGCCCGAGGCGAAGUCGGGCAACGAGGAGGACGAGGAUACCCAGGACGCGAAGCUGACGACCGAGUCUCAGUCACAGGGGCCAACCGUGGAGACGACUGCGGAGAGCGUUGCGGUGGCGGAGUUCCAGACAGUGCCCCAGAUCCGGUUGAGUUGGAUUUGUGGCGAAGGUGGUGCUACUGGUCCGAUCAUGCGAUCCUUUGAGUUGCGGCUGGAGGCGUUCAUCCACGAUAUGGCCCACGUCAACGUGCAGUCCAGGUUCGGUGUGCCGACGGAUGGCGGCCUAGACAUCCUGCAGUGCAACUGGAAGGAGAACGCCCCGCUCAUGGCCAAGGAGCUGACCAGCGCCAUCGCGCUGAACUUCAGCGGGAAGAUCUCGGCCGUGCCGAGGAAGGGCUCCGUGCAGGUGAGCGCGCUAUGGGGUGGCACCAGGCUCAAGUGCAGCCCGCAGGGCCUGGAGCUGGCGUGCUGGUGGCUGUGGGACCUGGUGGUGCACCUGGUCCCGGGCUGCCUGGUGCUCUGCUGGCACGGCCCGCGGCUGGCCCCGCACGGCCCGCAGCUCCACCGAGGCACCGCGACGCCCCUGGCGGUGGCCGUGGCCCUGCCGCUCAACGUGUGGUGGCUGUGGGGCCUGGGCGCGGGGCUGUCGGCCAAGGCCGCGGCUCCGAGGCUGGCUCUCUGGCCACUGGGCAUGCAGCUGGAGGACACCAACGCUGUCUACCGCGUGGCCCCGAAGCUGCCGAAGGUGGCCUGGCUGUGGGUCUACGGGGCGCACUGGUUCGUGUGCACGAUGUGGUUGGCCGCUCUGCUGCUGCCCCGGGAGGUGUUGUUCGCCUACGCGGUCUUCACGCUGUUUGGGCUGAUCCGGCAGCCGUACACGUGCUCCUGGCUGGUCGUCCUCCUCGCCGCGCUUGGCGGCC
This is a messenger RNA of Prorocentrum cordatum, 2826 nucleotides long. Lineage: Eukaryota; Dinophyceae; Prorocentrales; Prorocentraceae. The record is from the annotation of a GenBank genome assembly.